GUCAAUGUAGUUCAUCUGUGACUCGAGGAAGCUGGUAAUGAAAGACCCACUGCGAGGAAGCAGAAAAUAUUCAAGAUAACUUGUCGGUAAAGAAGAAGCCAAAAUGUCAUGGACGAAGAGGUUCCUCCUCAGCUGUCUGGUGCUGCUCGGCUCGGAGGCAGUGCCGAUCAGUGUAGACAAAACUAAAGUCAAACUGCCAGAAGACACCACGCAGGCAACCCCGAGCGUGGAUACCGGACUGCAUUAUGACCGCUAUCUCAGGGAAGUUAUUGACUUCCUCGAGAAAGACCAGCAUUUCAGAGAAAAGCUGCACAAUACAGACAUGGAGGACAUAAAGCAAGGGAAGCUGGCCAAAGAACUAGAUUUUGUCAGCCACCAUGUAAGAACAAAGCUGGAUGAAUUAAAAAGGCAAGAAGUUAGUCGGCUGAGGACGCUGAUCAAAGCCAAACAAGACAUUGACGGAGGGAACGGCCAGACUGUAGACCACCAAGCAUUGCUGAAGCAGUUCGAGUAUCUGAACCACAUGAACCCACACACUUUUGAGGUGGAGGAUCUGGACCGACUCAUUAAAUCGGCUACAAGUGAUCUGGAGAACUUUGACAAGGAGCGGCACGAGGAGUUUAAGAGGUACGAGAUGAUGAAGGAACACGAGCGGCGGGAGCACCUGAAGACGCUCGACGAGGACGGCAGGAAAAAGGAAGAGGAGCACUACGAGGAGAUGAGGAAGAAGCAUGCAGAUCACCCAAAAGUCAACCAUCCGGGUAGUCAGGACCAGCUGAAAGAAGUCUGGGAGGAGGCAGACGGUCUCGACCCAGAAGACUUCGACCCCAAAACUUUCUUCAGCCUACAUGAUACAAACGGAGAUGGUUUCUUUGAUGAGCAGGAGCUGGAGGCUCUGUUUACUAAGGAGUUGGAGAAGCUCUACGAUCCAACCAACGAGGAGGACGACAUGGUGGAAAUGGAGGAAGAGAGGCUGCGAAUGAGAGAGCAUGUCAUGAAUGAGGUCGAUGCCAAUAAAGACAGGCUGGUGUCCUUAGAUGAGUUCUUGAUUGCCACAAAAAAAAAGGAGUUUCUUGAACCAGACAGCUGGGAGCAGACGCUGGAGCAGAACCAGGCGUACACCGAGGAGGAGAUGCGCGAGUUUGAGGAGCACCUAGCCAAGCAGGAGGAGGACCUGAGCGAGAAGGCCACCGAGUUGCAGAAACAGCGGGAGGAGCUGGAGAAACAGCAGGAGCAACUUAAUGCGCAGAAAGUGGAGCUCCAACAGGCUGUAGAACACAUGGAGCGCUUAAAAAUCCAGAAUGCUCAACCUCCACCUCAAGUCCACGUGGAAGGAGCUGCUGUUCCAUUCGAGCUCGCGCCAGACCAGGCUCACCCCCCCAACCAACAAUACGCAGUGCCCCUGGCUGAGAAUGACCUUCCCCCCCAGGGUCUAAACCAGGGCCUCUCAGACCAGUCACAUGACCGGCAACCCAUGCCUGCUGGCGACCCCAUCCCAGACCAAGGUGCUCCACAGGUGCCUUAGACAACACAGUGUGAGGGUGUUGGCUGUGAGAACAAAGCUACCACCAGCACACCAAACCAAACUUGAACUGUCCAUACCUCUUCUCCAGUGUCUGGACAAGGGAGAGGACCACUAUCCAAGUUCCGCCUGAUGGUAUUACAGAUUCUCAGAGGCUGUUGCUCUCGCAGUGUUGUACGUUAGAUGCAGAGAUUACUGAAUAAAUUAAAUAAUUCUUUUUGUUUUAUUUUCCCCCCUCAUGUGGUUCAUAAUUUUGCCCAUCUUUUUAAAUUGUGAUGUUUUGCACUUUGUUUCCAAGGAAUACAAAAAGCCACUGUAAAAACACACACAAAAAAAUGUGGUUUCAGAGGUAAAUGUGGUAGUAUUUUGCUAAAUUUCAGGAUGUUUCUUCUGGUCUGUUAACUAGGACUGCCCUGGAAUUCAAACAUGUGGCUUUUCAGCAAGCUAAAUGUGCUGGCUUGCAGGGAGAACCAGGUAUUUCAAUAAACAAUGCAAUUUGUGAGAA
Messenger RNA from Electrophorus electricus (electric eel), 2027 nucleotides. It is a transcript of the gene nucb2a, whose product is annotated as nucleobindin 2a. Gene Ontology annotation, cellular component: endoplasmic reticulum-Golgi intermediate compartment; extracellular exosome. The record is from RefSeq and is a predicted model, not a curated record. Lineage: Eukaryota; Metazoa; Chordata; Actinopteri; Gymnotiformes; Gymnotidae. Gene Ontology annotation, molecular function: calcium ion binding.